Molecule: messenger RNA, 1086 nt
Organism: Blepharisma stoltei
Lineage: Eukaryota; Ciliophora; Heterotrichea; Heterotrichida; Blepharismidae
Source: the annotation of a GenBank genome assembly
AUGUUCAGAGUAAUCAAAAGAGCAUUUUUUAAAUUUGCACAACAAGAUAUUACUAGCCAAGAGCGAAAACUCAGCAACAUUACUAUUUUUGGGAUUUUUAGUGCAGCUGUGCUAUCAUAUCCUAUUUAUACUUAUUUAAAAGACUCUCCAGCAGUAAAAAUCGAAAGAAAUAAAGUACUUCAAGAAAUUUUAACACAGCGUAAACAAUUUUCUGGGGUAAAACGUACCAGAGAUGUGGAAGAAAUUUUUAUUAAACUUAAAGAAAAUAUUGUUGUGAUCUGUGGACCUCCCUUAAGUGGAAAAACUUCAAUUAUAAGCGAUAUCCAAAGCCGUGAUUUCUGAAAAAAUACCUUAAGGAUAGAUGUCAAGGAUAACCUGGAAGAAACAUUAAACCAAUACCCAUGAAACCAAAAACUCAGUAAAUUUUAUAUAGGUGAAAACAAUUAUAAAUUCUUUUUUGACAGCAUUUAUGCCACAUUAUAUUCAGUUGACCCAGAAAAAACUCUUUUAAUAAUAGACGGGUUUGACAAAUUCCAGCCUGUAAUGAGAAUAGCGGUCUUAAAAUUUUUACAAAGAAUACUAAAUAAAGCACACAUAUUAAUUUCGAUCGAAAACAUUGACACUUCUAACAUACUAAAACAACGUAAUUUCAAUUUAGUGAAAAAUAUCGAAUUUCAUGAGCUUUCGCCUAUGGACAAAGAAGAUUUUUUAGCAAGCCUAGCAAGUCAUCCGAAUUUUGAUAGAAAUCAAUUAAGCAGACUAUAUGAAGAAAUAGGCUCAAGCUUUGACUUUGCAUAUGAUAUGAUGAAUAAAAAUGAAAAAGCUGAGGAUUACCUUAAAAACGCAAAAAAAAUCAUUGAAGAUAAUAUAAAUCAUAUUUUAGCAAAAAAGGCAGAGCUCGCUACAGGAAUUUUUGCAGCUUUAAUGACUGUUAAACCUGCAAACCCUUUAGGCGAUAUUUAUUCUAAUACAGAAAUCGCUAAGGAGCUUAUCAGCUGUGGCAUAAUGCAGCCUCAUUUUCAUGGCUGUGCAAGAUUCAGAAACAAAUUUGUGAUUAAAACAAUAGAAGAGUUACUUACUAAAUAA